Nannospalax galili (Upper Galilee mountains blind mole rat) is the source of this 4761-nucleotide messenger RNA. RefSeq names its product chromosome unknown C2orf88 homolog (gene Akap19). Gene Ontology annotation, molecular function: protein kinase A regulatory subunit binding. NCBI's taxonomy places the organism in Eukaryota, Metazoa, Chordata, Mammalia, Rodentia, Spalacidae. The record is from RefSeq and is a predicted model, not a curated record. The coding region runs from base 613 to 912 and encodes 99 amino acids. The transcript has 2 exons.
CUGGGUGGAGGCAGCCCGGCUCCCGAGCCUUGGUGAACUCGCGGUCCUCCGUCAGAGGGCAAGCCUGGGAGCCGCGCGUCUCUCGGCUGCCACCUGCGGGGCACCGCUGGGUGCGGGCCGCGAACCCGCGAGGAGCGCGCGGGCAGCCGGAGGAGGAGCCCCGAACGCGGCCGAAGGACGCCGGGUUCUCCUAACCCCGCCACUAACUUGACCCAGCCGCCGAUCUAGAGAAGGCGCCGACGUCCGGGCCCGGCUGCGCGGCUCUCUCUCAGGCCUCGCUCGGCUCUUACGCGCCCCGUCGCCAGCCAGCGCCCCUCCGGGAGCAGUGCCCGCGCGGGAGCGAGGGGGACUGGCCCCGGGCACGAUGCCCGCGGAGCGCCGGCGCCUCCACGGCCUCCCCGGAACUGCAGACCUGCGAUGGCCGCGCAGCUGCCCCGCCGCUGUGUAGUGUAAACGUGAAACGUGAAGGGUGAAGGGGAGCAGUGACCGCCAAAGUGGGCUGAGUGGGAAACCCCAGUCCACAUUGUGGGAACGGCCCUGCAUUGUUUCCAAAGAUGCUGCUGAAGUAGUCUCUGCCAGCACCGCCUGAUUUACUCUACCAAAGCUCUGAACAUGGGCUGCAUGAAGUCAAAGCAAAUGUUCCCAUUUCCUACCACACUGGACAUUGAGAGGCUACAAGAGAUUCAGGAAGGGUUUAUGCUAGACAGCUGCCAACCUAGGACGGCUUCUCCAGAUACCCCCAAAGUCCACGAGGAAGUGAAGGAACAACCCAAUACUGUGAUGGUUGAAUAUGCAGAGGGCCUGGCCAAGGAAAUCAUAGAGGAUGCCAUGCAGCAGUGGGCAUGCGAAAACAUCAAAUACUACAACAUUCCAUACAUCGAGAGUGAGGGCUCUGACCCCAUCAAUGAAUGACAUUUCCUGAACUGUGGAUGUAGCUGGUGCUAGUUUAAAUACAUGAAAUAAGUUUUAAAAAUUCCAACUGGAUGUAAAAACAUGUCUAUGAUAAUGUUAUUAGUGUAGGGAUGCCUAUGAUGAAAUGUGAUUUUUAAGCAGUUCUAUGUCAACAGCAAUCUGCAUCUGCUUGGUCUUGAAUUAUGGUCCAUGGAAGGGCUGGACAGGUCUUGUGACACCACAAUCAGCUGUAUGUCACAGCACUUUCUUCUGAGGCAGUGUUGGCAUUACCAAAGAAAAUGUUGAAUAAAAAGUGCCCAAGUUCCAAAUAGUUAUUUUAAAGAACUGACUUUAAGAUGACUAUUUCUGUUAAUUUAUAAUCAAAAAAGCCCAGGUAUGAAAAGGAUUUUUCUUAAAAUGUUUUGGCAAGGGAAUGGAACUCCUGCCAUCCUGAUCCACAAAAGGUUGAGUUUGUUGAAACCACUGUCAAGGAUCCCCACUUCCUGACAUGUUACCUACCAUUAGGAAACAACCUGUGCAGAAGAAGGCCACCUUAAACCCCAUUCUCAGUAAGAAAUUUAUUUUUGUAGAUGAAAAGUAUAACUACCACUUUGAGCCUCAGGAUCUUAACUACUGCUGUUAUUGGAUGACUCCGCACAUAAAGCCAUCUUAAAAAGACAUGUUAUAGAAGUCAUGACAUUAAUGUUCAUCACAUUAAGAGGCUCUUAAGUAUCUUUUAUAAAUGUUAAAAAUAACAGAAACCCAGUAUGCAAGGUAAAAUUAGGGCUUGGUGUCAGGGCUAAACACAUGAAGCCUUACUGUCCUAGGGACAAUGGUACAAGGGACUUGCUCCAUUUUGUCACUGACUCAUGAAACCCAGAUUGCCGUGGGUUUUUUGUUGUUGUUGUUGUUGUUUUUUUCAGUAACACAUGCCAUUUUAGGACAUUUUAGGCCAUACAUUAUGCUAUUUUCAUAGCCAUUUUUUUAAACUGUCAUAGUGUACACACAUCUUUUUUUAAAGGACUAAAAACUGUUUAAAGAUCAAUAGUAACAGAAGAGUUAGGAGACAGGGAGGAAAAUGCUAAGGACAAAAUCUGAAAGAAAAUAGUGCUGAGCAUCUAGAAUUACAUUUCAUGAAGCUAUGCUAAACACUGAGUUUAUAAAUGGAAAGGAAAUGAGUCCAUUUAUGUUAGACUUUAAAGAUAAUGCACCAGUGUCAUUGACAUCUAAAGAAUGAUAGAAAAAGACAUAAUGUCUUUAAUGAACUGAACAUGUUAUUUGGCUUUUGUCAGUAGGCAGAAAAGCUACCUCUAAUUUUAAUACUUUCAUACCUGCAGUCAAAUAGCGUGAAUCCACCAAGUUAUAGGAGCAAAGAAAUAGGCGAUUGAUGUGCCAUCCUUCAGUUUGCUUUUGGAUCGAUCAUUCCAUGCAAAUUUCAAUGAGCCCUGGGAUUCAGACUUCUCACUACACUUAAUCUAGCAGACAAAAGAAUUGAAAAUGGCUCCUGCUCUUACAACUACGUGCACAUAAGGCCAAGUUUUACAUAAGUACGUCUAACUUAUGAGGGGAAGUACAGUUUUGAGUGUCUUUACUAAUGACUCAUGAAAAGCUGAGAUUAUACUAUCUUUCAUUCAUUUUUUUCAUAGGACACUUGUGGCAAGGUCAUUUGCCAUUUAAAAGUAUAAUUAAGGAUAUAAAACAAUGCAUAUUUUGGUAAGAACACAAAGAUAUAGAAAGCAGCAUGUUCCACUAAAUCCUUUAAUUUGCCCAGGGACAAUGGCAAGUGGGUCUGAGUUACAGCUAAGUAUUUUAGCUUCAGGUUUAUUUCUUUGUCCUGUGCUUAUCCUUCAAGGGUAGGACAGGAAGGCUCCAGAUCCACAUCUAGCGAGAGGUCUACUCUGUGCUGUCACCCUCUCUCAGCAACUGCAGUGGCAGUUUUUCCAUGGUGCAAGUAAAAUGCCCUCACCCUGAGUCAUGCUUUUGUAACGAUGUACAUAAUAUCUUCCAAGAUCUAUCUUUGAAAUAUAUGCUGAAGUAUGUCAACCCAUGAACAAGAAAGUACAAAACUUACACACUGGGUUAGUGGAUAAAUCAUGUGGGAGAAGAAGAGUUGAAUAAACAGAAUUUAUACUCCAUUGGAUAGUUAUUAGGAUAAAGUUUGGCCUUGAUGGCAAUGAAACAUAUUUAGUAAGGAAUUAGGCGCCUCUCAUACCUUUAUAUUCAAGCAUUUGAUCUUCACUUUCUUGAGUGAGAAGAAAAAGAGUCCUGUGAAGUGGAUCCUGAAAGACUCAUUAGCACUUGGACAAGGGCCUGUUUGGAACACGAGUGUAAGGGCAGAGGCACCUCUAUCAGCAAAGGGACCUCCAGGGCAACUGUGGCAGCAUAUGGGCAGAGGAAAGAAAUGACUGAUUCCUUAUUUACGAGUCUCUCAACCCCCAGCGUGCUUCACUGCUCCUUCCUGCUGUCUGCCUCCUGUACCUCUCAGUCACAGGCCUUUGAUCCUAGAAUUCCCCUUUUAGUUGCCUUGUCAGUUCUCUCCAAUCUGCCUUGGUUAUUACCAUAUAAAGCACAAUUAUGAAGGGGACAAAAAUGAUUCUCUUAGGUCCAAAGAAAUACUUUGUGUCAAAUUAUCUUGUAAGCACUAAAAAUAAACACAGAAUUAGCAUGAUACUCAUACCCUACUUAUCAAUGACAUUUGAUGAGAGGAGACAGAGUGCACAUCUACAUUGUAUUAUUUUAGGAAUCGGAAGUUAGAAACAUAAUUGCUGCCUAGAAACAGUACUUUAUAAAGUUCUAACAAAUACAGUGUCUAAACAAAAUGCUCUCAUCUGGUCUUGAAAUGACCAAAUAAGCCAUGUCUUCCUUGGAGCCACAGCACUGGCUCUAAAGAAUAAAACUGUCUCUUGAUUUAUAGAACUCAAGUUCUGUUAGCAAGUUUUCUUCCCAAUGUUAACUAUGAAGUAGUAUUUUUUUCCCCAAAUAUUUUUGUGAAAACAUUUUUUGUAACUGUAAUAAAAGUCUAGUUGCAAUUAGCUGUCAGUUAUCAUUCAAUUGAAGCAAAUUCUUUUCAACACAGUACACUUUGGCAUUUUUUAACAUAAAACCUUAUAUUCUGUAUUGCUACCAAGUAUGAAGUAAAUAGAAGUGUACUUGUACAGAUAAUUUCUUGGGUCAUUAAGGUCUAAUUUAGGAGCUUCAAAAACAGAAAUGUAGAGCAUGUCCAACACCAUGGCAUCUGUAUUUCAGACCUGUUCUGUACUGUUUGGAAGGAAAAGCCCUCAUGUCAAACAGACUAAGAACUGAGAGAAUUUAAAGCAGUGGUUUCGAAUGCAGGGCAUGAGCCUCAGUGCCCUUUUCAGUUCUGUUGGGUUUUUGUUCUUAUACAUCUCAAGUUCUCUUAGUUUGCAGGAGUUUGGAAUUAAGGAGACAUUACAGUAAGUUACAAAAUAUGAUUAGCUGACUUUUAAUAUAAAAAUUGUUCUGACUUAGAAAUUUAAGGACUUUAGAACUCUUCACAGUUUCUUGCAUACCUUAAAAACAUCCUGUUGAAUACCAAUUAUUGAAAAUAUUUAUGUUUUAACUGUUUAAUUAUCACACGAAGGCUUAGUGUAACUUACAAAAGGCAGUAUGUCUAUCUUAGAGACAGGAAUUUCUUAAUUCCUCAUUCUUCCAGAUUAACAAAUACUGCAUAUAACAAGAAUACUGUUUUCAUUCCCAACAGGGGUAGGUAUUCUGAUGACUUUAGGAAAGGCUAAGGCUGAGUUAACAUUAUAAAGAAAAAACUUCAGAAGACUUUUUUUUCUUUACUUGACAUUUUUAAUGUUUAUAAAAGGAACUCUUCAGGGUGAAGAGAUGACUCAGUGGUUAAGA